Dermatophagoides farinae (American house dust mite) is the source of this 1223-nucleotide messenger RNA. RefSeq names its product RCC1 and BTB domain-containing protein 2. The record is from RefSeq and is a predicted model, not a curated record. Gene Ontology annotation, molecular function: protein binding. NCBI's taxonomy places the organism in Eukaryota, Metazoa, Arthropoda, Arachnida, Sarcoptiformes, Pyroglyphidae.
AUAACUGGUAAUUCUUCAUCAUCUCAUCAUUUACAAUUAUGGUCAACACAGGCCUAGAAAAUGUUAUGCUUAUGGCUGGUGGAGGGCUUCAUAGUCUUGCAUUAACUAAUACGGGGAAAAUUUAUUCUUGGGGCAAGAAUGAAUCUGGUGAAUUAGGUCUUGGUGAUGAUAUGAAACGAAACACCCCAACCCUUGUUGUAUUUCCUGGUGAUUUGAUCAAUAGCCGAAUCAAAAAUAUUACUGCUGGCUAUAAUUAUUCCUUAUUCUUAUUCGAAAAUGGGCAGCUUUUGUCCUGUGGUAAUAACAAUCGUGGCGAACUUGGUCUCGGUGAUAAUGUGAUGCGAUCAAAACCAACAAUUAUACCUAUUGAAAAAAUACAACAAGUAGUAUGUUCGAAAGUUUUUGAUUUUUCAUUGGCAUAUGAUGGAUCAUCAUAUUAUGCCUGGAUUAGAACCAAGAAUGGCAUUUGGACAUCACCUACAAAAUUAGAUGAUCAACCUGUAUCAUUUGCAUCUGCAUCGGCAAUGAUACUAAAAUCACCAAUCACAUUUGGCCUUACACCUAAAACCUAUUUAUUCGGAUCACAUAAUUCAAUAUGUUACAAAUCAAUCAUCCGAUUAUUUGACAAUCCAGAUAAUUAUGAUUUCGAAUUUAUUGUUGGUAAAAAUCGUAUACUGGCUUGUAAAUGUUAUUUGAAAAUUGUAUCACAAUAUUUUAAUCGAAUGUUUUCUGGCGAUUGGAGUGAAAAUAAUCUGGUAACCAUCAAUGCUUAUGAUUAUGAUACAUACUAUGCCUAUCUCCGUAUGUUGCACAAUGGCUUCAUUAAAAUUGAUAAACAAAACCUUACCAAAUUUAUUGAUCUAGCCAAUUGUUAUUGUGAUCAACGAUUAAUAGGAUAUUGUAAAACAUUCAUACGAUAUGAUCUCAAUGAACAAACAAUAAGCACAUAUCUUCCAGUAAUUAUCAAGUAUGAACUGAAUGAUGUGCACGAUAAACUUAUCCAGAUUACUAUUGAUCAAGUUUUUCCGAAACUUACUGACAUUUUUCUUGAAGACGACAAAAAUUCCGUUGUUAAAUUUCUUCAAUGGUUUUGCAAUCAACAAUAAUAUUCUUGUGGAUGAAUCCUGAUUACUGUUUUUGCUUUGAUUAUCCAUUUUUUUUCUGCCAAAAAUUAAUCAUAUAAUGUAAAUAUUCAUUAAAGAUUCUAAUUAGAAUCUAUUUCA